Entamoeba nuttalli P19 is the source of this 486-nucleotide messenger RNA. RefSeq lists its product as hypothetical. Lineage: Eukaryota; Evosea; Mastigamoebida; Endamoebidae. The record is from RefSeq and is a predicted model, not a curated record. Bases 1 to 486 code for a protein of 161 amino acids. The transcript has a single exon.
AUGUGGCGGUUGAACCAAAUAGUAGCUCCUUGGGAACAUGACAAUUUAUCAUCAACUUCUCUUUUUCAUCCCAUUUCACUUCCUCAGCAACCACAGUUAUUAUCAUCUCUAGGAGCUUUGAAUGACUUUCAUAAAUCCAAAGAAACAAUACAUAAAGAUGUGAUUUUCAAAAUGCCAAUUGAAAGUACCGACACAAACACUCAAAAUAAGACUAACACUUCUUUGUAUGAAAAAAUUACAGAGGGUAGUAAAGAAAAUAAAGAGAUUAUUCGUUCUCAUUGUAUUGAAGCAAUCAAAAAAUAUCAGAUGGCUUAUGAUGAACUUGAAAAUGAAAUGAAAGGAAAUAUGCUUGAUAACGUCACAAUAAAACAAUUAAAUGAUAUAAAAGAAGUAACAAAAAUGGCUGUAUCAGUAUUAAAUAUGUUAGACUCUAGACAAGAAGAACAAAGUUCCAUACUAAUUACUAAUGUGUUAGAUAAAAAAUAG